Molecule: messenger RNA, 2876 nt
Organism: Hevea brasiliensis (rubber tree)
Lineage: Eukaryota; Viridiplantae; Streptophyta; Magnoliopsida; Malpighiales; Euphorbiaceae
Product: beta-galactosidase
Exons: 19
Coding region: 66-2618 (850 amino acids)
Biological process (GO): carbohydrate metabolic process
Cellular component (GO): cell wall; vacuole
Molecular function (GO): beta-galactosidase activity; carbohydrate binding
Source: RefSeq, a predicted model, not a curated record
UCAUAUAAAAGCCUCCUAGGCAGGCAUAACAACAGCUACAAUCAAGAAUCAACUCCUUUGAAAGAAUGUCAAAUCGUUGGAUUGGUAGUAUUCUUCUCACUACGACUUUAGCUCUGCUGGGUUCAUACAUUUGCUAUGCAACUACAGUUGAAUAUGAUGCGAAAGCCAUUAUCAUCAAUGGCCAACGAAAACUUAUUCUAUCUGGGUCAAUUCACUACCCUCGCAGCACCCCUCAGAUGUGGCCGGAUUUAAUUCAGAAGGCAAAGGACGGUGGCCUUGAUGCUAUCGAAACAUAUAUCUUUUGGAAUGCCCAUGAGCCUCGCCGUCGUCAGUAUAACUUUGCAGGCAACCUGGAUUUCAUAAAGUUUUUCCAGCUAGUUCAAGAAGCAGGACUCUAUGGCAUUCUUCGUAUUGGUCCUUACGCCUGUGCUGAAUGGAAUUAUGGAGGCUUCCCUGUGUGGCUACACAAUAUUCCAGGGAUUAAAUUAAGGACAGACAAUGAGAUUUACAAGAACGAAAUGCAGAUCUUUACCUCCAAAAUUGUGAACAUGACCAAAGAAGCUAAGCUCUUUGCAGUACAAGGAGGACCAAUAAUUCUAGCACAGAUCGAGAAUGAAUAUGGAAACAUUAUGGGUCCCUAUGGAGAAGCAGGGAAAUCAUAUGUUCAAUGGUGUGCUCAAAUGGCUUUAGCCCAAAAUAUUGGGAUACCCUGGAUUAUGUGCCAGCAAGCUGAUGCCCCACCAUCUGUGAUUAACACAUGCAAUGGAUUCUACUGUGAUCAAUUUUGGCCAAAUAAUCCUAAUAGCCCCAAAAUGUGGACUGAGAACUGGACUGGAUGGUACAAGAAAUGGGGAGAAAAAAACCCACAUAGAACAGCUGAAGAUGUUGCAUAUGCAGUUGCACGCUUUUUUCAAUAUGGUGGCACCUUGCAGAAUUAUUAUAUGUAUCAUGGGGGAACCAACUUUGGACGUUCCUCAGGAGGUCCAUUCAUUGCAACAUCAUAUGAUUAUGAUGCACCACUGGAUGAGUAUGGGAAUUUGAAUCAGCCCAAGUGGGGACACCUCAAGAACCUGCAUGCAGCUAUAAAAUUAGGGGAGAAGAUUCUGACUAGUAAUAACAGCUCGGCGGUUACCAAGAAGUUUAUGGAUGGUGGGGUUGAGCUUACAACAUACACCAACAAUGCUACUGGGGAGAGAUUCUGUUUCUUGAGCAAUACAAAAACUGAAGAUGCUACUGUUGAUUUGCAACAAGAUGGCAACUACUCUGUACCUGCCUGGUCAGUUAGUAUCCUCCAAGGUUGCAACAAGGAAAUUUUCAACAGUGCAAAGGUUAAUGUUCAGACCUCUUUGAUGGUAAACAAAAUACACGAGAAUGAUAGAAGUCAUAAGCUAUCCUGGAAGUGGGCUCCAGAGUUCAUUAAAGACACUCUUUAUGGCAUUGGAAGAUAUAUAGAGAACAGGCUUCUUGAACAAAAAGCAGCAACUUCUGAUGAAAGUGACUACUUAUGGUACAUGACUAGGGUUGACAACAAAGCAACAACCCAGAGGAACGUGACCUUGCGUGUGAAAUAUUCAGGGCAGGUCAUUUAUGCCUAUGUCAAUCAGAAGCUUAUAGGUUCUCAAUCAGGAUACGUUUUCACAUUCGAGAAACCUGCUCUGCUCAAGCCUGGACCAAACAUCAUAACUUUGCUCAGUGUUACAGUUGGAUUGCAGAAUUAUGGUGAAUUUUUUGAUGAGGGGCCUGAGGGCAUAGCAGGAGGCCCUGUUCAGUUAAUUGAUGGAAUUGGAAACACCACCACUGAUUUAUCAUCAAACCGAUGGGUGUACAAGAUUGGAUUGAAUGGUGAGGCACUACGACUCCACGACCCAUAUUCUCCCUAUAGAAAAAUCUUCAAGAGCUCCGCUAAACUUCCGGUUGGGACAGCCAUGACUUGGUACAAGACCACCUUCCAGGCUCCCUCAGGAACGGACCCUGUAGUGUUGGACUUGCAAGGCAUGGGCAAGGGUCAUGCAUGGGUGAAUGGGAAUAGCCUGGGCCGCUUCUGGCCAACUCGGACUGCCGAUCCCAAUGGAUGCGGAGGCACAUGUGAUUACCGAGGCAAAUAUAAAGCGGACAAAUGCUUGAGCAACUGUGGAAAUCCUACUCAAAGAUGGUACCAUGUCCCAAGAUCAUUCCUCAAAAAGCGGAAAAACACAUUGAUUUUGUUCGAGGAAGUAGGCGGAAACCCCUCAGGAGUGUCUUUCCAAAUUGUCACAGCUGAAACAAUAUGUGGGAACGCAUAUGAAGGAAGCACAUUACAACUAUCAUGCUCUGGUGGGCGAAUCAUCAGGGAUAUUCAAUUUGCCAGCUUCGGCAACCCACAGGGCACUUGCGGCUCAUUCCAGAAGGGUGAUUUUGAAGCCACUGGCAGCGUUUCUAUGGUGGAAAAGGCAUGCGUCGGGAAAGUUAGUUGUUUCCUGAAUGUGACACAAGCAACAUUUGGAGUGAACAGCUGUGGCAAUACCAACAGAUUGGCGGUGCAAGCUGCUUGCAUGGGAUAUAGUGACAGCGAGGCUGCAAAUAAAGAUGGGUUCAACCCCAAGAAGUCUUUUUUUCGUCAUAGCAAGACACCCAAUUGAUAGUGAAAACCCCCGUCUUCCCAUGCUUCUUGAAAUCGUGGUGAAAGGCGUCGCCACCACGCUAAGGGUGGCGUGAUGGCAUUCAACGGGCGUAUGAUAAUGCUCAUUAUUAUUAACUUGUUAAAGGAUGUAAAUUUUAAAUCCUAAACUAAAGAAUUGCUGUGUCGCACAUAAAGUAAAACAGGGCGAACAUGAAUUUUAUAUCUGUAGGACCCUGUACAAGGUAGAAGAUUUCUUUAUAAUUUUCCUUUAACAAUA